Paraglomus occultum is the source of this 267-nucleotide messenger RNA. The record is from the annotation of a GenBank genome assembly. Lineage: Eukaryota; Fungi; Glomeromycota; Glomeromycetes; Paraglomerales; Paraglomeraceae.
AUGGUCGGUAUAAUCGGAAACGUUGCUGGAUGGGCUGGAUUCGGGUUUGCUGUUCGAGUUCUUGCUAUGGCGCUAGAGAAGAGACCGUUGCUCGACAAGCCAAUAACGCAUCUAGCGACAGCAGCAGUCUUUGGCGGAGUUGGGUGGUACAUUUAUGAAGCUGAACACCGACAAGCAGAAUUGAUUCAAAAGCGAAAGCGAAUUCUUCUCGAGAAUCGGAAACGACGGGCAGAAUUAGAGGCUUCUAGAAAUGCAACAAGCGAAUAA